AUGGCUCUAAUUGUAAAUGAUACUAAAAGUUUCACAAAUUUUACAGAAAUAACCUCAAUUGAAUAAUAGUAUAGAAUUCUUGAAAAUAGUAUUUAAAUAAAAUAUAUGCCUAGAUAUUUUGUAUUAAGGAUAAUCGUAAGACAAUCAAGCUUUUAAUGGGUUUGGAAAAGCUAUAUUUCCUAAUGGUAUAAUUUUCUCAUUUAAAAUUAGGGGAUAUAUAUGAAGGAUAUUGGAACAAUAACUAAAUGGAUGGUUAUGGAAAAUACACAACAAAUGAUGGAUAAAUAUACGAAGGUUAUUGGGAAAAAAAUUAAUUUAUGUUAACAGGAAUGGAGAUAGAUCUGCCAAAAUUUGAUUAAUCAAGAAUGAAAUAGUAAAUUGAAAAAGAAAUAUAUAGUAAAUAUAAAGAAACAGAAAUAACAAUUUUAGAUGAUGGUAAGAUUUAAAUAGAAAGUAGGUUCUUCAUAUAGAGGAAAUUUAGAAGAUGAUUAGUAAGAUGGUUGGGGAGUUUAAAUAUAUUAAAAUGGUAAGAAUUUGUAAGAAACUAUAAGGUUAGAUGUAUGAAGGAUAAUGGAAGAAAGGAAAAUAUGAAGGUUAUGGUAUAAAAUAUUUUGUAAAUGGUGAUGCAUAUAUUGGACAUUGGAAGAAUGAUGAGGCAACUGGUUAUGGAGAGUAUAAAUAUGUAGAGGGAGCAUUUUAUAGAGGUUAUUGGUUAAAUAGUUUUAAACAUUAUUUUGGAAUAGAAUAAUGGAAUGAGACAGCAAAGUAUAUGGGUGAAUUUUAAAAAGGAUUUAAACAUGGAAAAGGAAUAUUAAUAUUUAAUGAUAAUUCAUCAUAUUAAGGAGAAUUUGUAAAUGAUGAAAUUUAAGGUUAUGGUGAAUAUCGUUGGAUUGAUGGACGAACUUAUGUUGGAGGAUGGUAGAAAAAUAAAAUGUAAGGAAAUGGAAAAACUAUUUGGCCUGAUGGUAGAAUUUAUGAAGGAUCAUAUGAUUAAGAUUUAAAAUAAGGUUUUGGUUUGUUUUGUUGGCAAGAUGGUAAGAAAUAUAUUGGAAAUUGGAUGUAAGGAAAAUAACAUGGAAUAGGAAUUAUGUAUGCAAUAAAUGGAGAUUAUAAAUUUGGAGAAUGGUUUGAAGGAAAAAGAAAAAGAUGGUUGGAUUAAGUAUAAGAUUCUGAAAUAAUAGAAGCAUUUAAAUGUGAUCAUUAAUUGUAAUUUUUAAUUAUUAUUUAUAGUGAAAACAUUAAAUAAUGUGCAACAGAUAAAACUGAUGAAUCUCCAUUAAAAGUAUCUGAAAGUAUAUGGUCAAUGCCAAGAAUUAGUGAUAAAUAAUUAAUAAGUAGAUUUAGUUUAACUUUGGCCUAAAAAGAUGGUUAAUUUUAUGUUGGAGAAACAAUUAGAGAAGAAAGAUCUGGAAAAGGAAAACUAUUUUCUUUAGAUGGUUCUAUUUAUGAUGGAUAUUGGUUAAAUGAUAAAAGACAUGGUUAUGGUAAAUAAGUAUAUUCAAAUGGUGAUAUUUAUGAAGGUCAUUGGAUUUGUGAUAAAUAAAAUGGAAUUGGAAAAAUGACUUAUUCUGAUGGUAGUAUUUUAGAAGGAUUUUGGUGUGGUACUAUUUUAGAUGGUUAUGGUAAAUAAAUAUGGCCAAAUGGUUAAUAUUAUGAAGGAUAUUUUAAAAAUUGUUUAAGACAUGGAGAAGGCAAAUUAUUAUUUUAAAAUGGUUCUUAUUAUGAAGGAUAAUUUGAAUCAAAUGAAAUUAUUGGUAAAGGAACUUUUACAUGGAAAGAUGGCUCUUAAUAUAAAGGAUUUAUGAAAAAUGGUUAAAAGCAUGGAUAAGGUACGUAUAUUAAUAGUGAUGGAGAUUAACAUUUUGGAUUGUAAUAUUAUUUUAUAUUCAUAGAUUUUAUAAAGACAAUUUUCAUGGUGAUGGUACUUAUGAAUAUAGUGAUGGUAAAAUUUAUAUUGGAUCUUGGUUUCAUGGAGUAAGACAUGGAAAAGGAAUACUCAAAUUUCCAAAUGGUCAAAAAUAAGAGUUAUCAUACAUCUUUGGUGAAUUAAAAAAUUGA
Molecule: messenger RNA, 2058 nt
Organism: Paramecium sonneborni
Lineage: Eukaryota; Ciliophora; Oligohymenophorea; Peniculida; Parameciidae
Source: the annotation of a GenBank genome assembly